Molecule: messenger RNA, 1542 nt
Organism: Cicer arietinum (chickpea)
Lineage: Eukaryota; Viridiplantae; Streptophyta; Magnoliopsida; Fabales; Fabaceae
Cellular component (GO): chloroplast
Source: RefSeq, a predicted model, not a curated record
GUGUCGAUGGGAGUCAAUGGCCUGGAGUAUGCCACAACAUGAAAUCAUCCCAUACCGCACAAAACCCCCUUAACAACAAACAACCUUAAACCAUAAACGACUUUGGUUCCGUCUGAACAUACCAACAUCUUCAAAGCUCACUAUGGCUUUUUGUAUAUCUGCUUCCUCCCCUUCUUCUCUCCGAUUACAACUCACUAAAACAACCCUUCUUGCUGCUUCACUCCCUCUCCACUAUCACCGAAGUAAAUGUGAAAUGAACAGAAGGAGUUUUGCAUUUAAAGGAAUUGUAGCAACUGGAGUUUCAGUUAUGGCUUCUUCAACUCUUACUUCACAAGCUCAACCUUCUCAAGAGAAGGAACUUGAAAGAUUACCAUACAAAUCGGAAGGGUACAAUUAUUGGAAGUGGAGGGAUCAUAAAAUUCACUAUGUUGUGCAAGGAGAAGGCCCUCCUCUUGUUCUCAUUCAUGGUUUUGGUGCAUCUGCAUUCCACUGGAGAUACAAUAUACCAGAAUUGGCUAAGAAACACAAGGUUUAUGCCUUAGACUUGCUUGGAUUCGGGUGGAGUGACAAAGCACUCGUCGACUAUGAUGCAAUGGUGUGGAGAGAUCAAGUGGUGGACUUCUUGAAGGAAAUUGUAAAAGAACCAGCAGUUUUGGUUGGAAAUAGCCUUGGAGGAUUUACUGCUUUGAUUGCAGCAACUGGGUUGCCCGAGUUUGUCACCGGGGUUGCUCUACUGAAUUCUGCAGGACAAUUUGGCGAUGGAAAUAAGGAACGUAUAACUUCCGAGGAAACGCCUCUACAAAAGUUUUUUCUAAAACCUUUGAAGGAAGUUUUCCAGCGUGUUGUUCUUGGAUUUUUAUUCUGGCAAUCGAAGCAACCCGCUAGGAUCGAGUCAGUCUUAAAAAGUGUAUAUAUAAACUCUUCCAAUGUUGACGACUAUCUUGUGGAAUCUAUAACAAGGCCAGCUCAAGACCCUAAUGCCGGAGAAGUUUAUUACAGGUUAAUGACACGGUUCAUGAUGAAUCAAAGCAAGUACACUCUAGAUUCUGUGUUAAGUGAACUCUCUUGCCCUUUACUUCUGCUAUGGGGUGACCUUGAUCCAUGGGUUGGUCCAGCCAAAGCUAACAGAAUCAAAGAGUUUUAUCCAAAAACAACUCUUGUUAACUUGCAAGCCGGGCAUUGCCCACACGACGAGACACCGGAGCUUGUGAACGAGGCUUUAUUGAAUUGGCUCGCCACCCUUACUCCUCAAGCGUCUCUACAAACAGCUUGAACAUGUAUAAUCUUGUAUAGCCAAUCAAAACAUAUUAAUGAUUAAGUUUUGAGAUUCAUGCCGUUGGUUAAAGUCAUUACCGUAUACAAUGUAUAGGAAAGAUGGUUAAAAAUAAUCAGGAUAUAGUUGAAAAUGACGACGAGCAUAGACUAUGGUCUUGUUUCUGCAUGCCUGCACUUUUUGAAGACCAUGUAUGCAUUCAUUUCUUACAUUACAUAGAACUUUAUCUUUCAUUAAUGAAGUUGUAUAUUUGAGUUUUUCCCUUCAAA